Messenger RNA from Moneuplotes crassus, 1157 nucleotides. The record is from the annotation of a GenBank genome assembly. Lineage: Eukaryota; Ciliophora; Spirotrichea; Euplotida; Euplotidae.
AGUAUGUUGGAUAAGGACUCCCGAGAAGAUUCCAUAAUUAUGCUGAAAGAUCUUAUGGAAAAAGAAUUGGCUAAAUCUGAGAAAGAAAUCGAAUCCUUCGGUAAAGAAUUCGAAAACCUCGUUGAAAGUUGAAGAUACACCAUUACCCAGAAAUAUAAGAAAUUAGCUUGCGAGAUAUCGAAGAACAUAUUAAACCAGGAUCCUGAGCUGCUCAUCAAUUCAACUAAACAUGCAAGUAAAGACACGACUGAGUUGUUCAACCGCUUGAGUGCGUGUAUCCAGAACUGUCAGAGGGAUAGUAAUAACUUUGAGUAUCAGUUCAACUUCUUCAAAAAUCGUUUGAUCUCUGUAUAUAACAUCGUUUUGUACAAAAUACCAAAAAUUAACUUAAACAACAACUUGAGUAAUUUCGAAGAAGAACAAUCUCGAAAAAGUUUAAGAGAUAUGCUCCAGUCGAUGACGGGGGUUGUGUUCGAGAACUCAGUGCCCCUCUCUGAAGACAACACACAGUCGAGCCUAUCUAAGCUGGAAAGCAUGGUCAACUCUUUAAGACUUUCGAAAAUAUUGAAAUCGAAUGAGCAGAAAUCCGAUUUCGCAUAUAAGAUCCUCAUCAAGAACAAUUAUGAACAACUGACACCUCUUUGGGGAAAGAUAGCAGAAGAUUCUGAGGAUAUCUCUGCAGAAGAGUUUCAUGAACAUUGUGAUAAGCAAGGCUCAAUUCUUAUUUUGGUUAAGACCAAAAACGGCUGUGUAUUUGGAGGAGUCUCUCCCCUAGGAUUCGAUUCUAUCAACAAUUACUUCGGAUCCGAAUAUGCUUUCUUGUUUUCAUAUGCAACUCCAACAGGAAGGGAACCAAUUAUUUGCAAGAUUAAGCCCGAAAAAGCUUCCUUUGCUGUGAAGAAUAAUGAAGCCAAGUAUAGCCCUGGCUUUGGGCAGUCUAAUAAAAGUGAUUUGUUUAUCAGCUUCAAGAAUUUAUCAAAAAGUUAUAGCCAUAUUGGUUCAGUCUACGAAUUCCCAAAAGAGUUUGUCAAGGACGAAGAAGGUUACAACACUCCAGAGACUUUCUUUACUGGUUUGACCACAAAUUGGAGAAUUGAAAAUAUUGAGGUGUUCUCAAUCGGAGAGUAACGGUAUUUAUAAUCCCUAUUAAAUAUUUC